This is a messenger RNA of Carya illinoinensis, 1032 nucleotides long. RefSeq lists its product as uncharacterized. The record is from RefSeq and is a predicted model, not a curated record. Bases 146 to 706 code for a protein of 186 amino acids. Gene Ontology annotation, cellular component: MIS12/MIND type complex. Gene Ontology annotation, biological process: chromosome segregation. NCBI's taxonomy places the organism in Eukaryota, Viridiplantae, Streptophyta, Magnoliopsida, Fagales, Juglandaceae. The transcript is spliced from 8 exons.
GGACCGAGCUCGCGCCACAUCCUCGCGCACCGCUCUUAUGGGACUCACGCACCGCAUGCCUCAUUUUGAAUUUUUGAGUGAGUUUCCCUUUGGUUUUGAAUCUUGAUCUCUCUCUGGGGCGCGCUUCGUGGGUAAUGUUAAAAAAAUGGAGAAAAACGGUGAAGUAGAAGAAGGUCCAUCCUCUACUCUUCCGAUAGGAACGAGGCAUUCAGAUUUGAAGAAAUCGUUUAAGCUCGCCCUUCGCUCUCUUCUCACUGCCUGUUCCAACCAAGAAUUCUGCAACGCAUUCCCAAGGUUUACUGCUGCGGAGCAACAACCUCUCCACCGCCUAUUCAUUCAGGUCGUUACUUCCUUGCAUGAAAAUAUUGAGGAUGAGUUUGAGUCUCUGUGUCUUGAAACGCAGGUGGGAGCCACUCUAGAUUCCGUAGAGCAACUUGUUGAAGAACAGAGUCUGGACUCAUUGUUUUUGAAUAAGACCAAUGUAAUGGAUGUUGCUGGAAAUCUUUCAAUAGAAAAGAAGAACGAGAUCCAAUUAUUGACGGGUAUGCUGGAUAUGGCUGAGAAACGGAACAGCCUUAUCCGUGCUCGUGUUGAACACCUCAGGCAAGGAAUGCAAGAUGUCUCGGGCAUGGCAGAUGCCUUAGAGAAGUUGAGAAGCAGGAGUUUAAGUUACGCAUGCAACAGCAAUGCCAUCCAUGAUCCUUGAUUUGUGCGGUAGAUGUAUUUUGCAGCUAUUGACAUAGCUGCCUCCCUAGCUUGCGCGUCUAUCUUUCCUUUGGCAUGUCCUGUUUUCACAAUCAGAAUGUCCCUGACUGCUGCUAGUUGUAAUAUAGCAUCUGUAAAAGAAUCUUAUAUAGCAGCUCCUACGUAUUAUGGCUACUAGACAGUCUAGACUAGACCCUUUUUUUUUUUUUUUUUCGUUGGUUUGGGAUAGAGAAGCUGAGAAGUUUUACCCUAUUGAUCCCAUGUUAAUAUUUAUAUUGCCUUUUGGCUAUUUUAUUUAAGGUAAAAUUUAAGGCUGGUUUGGUCAAA